This is a messenger RNA of Spinacia oleracea (spinach), 853 nucleotides long. RefSeq lists its product as uncharacterized. The transcript is spliced from 3 exons. The record is from RefSeq and is a predicted model, not a curated record. The coding region runs from base 101 to 853 and encodes 250 amino acids. Lineage: Eukaryota; Viridiplantae; Streptophyta; Magnoliopsida; Caryophyllales; Amaranthaceae.
AGAGGAAAAAGGAAAUCUUUCUUUCGAACAGGGUGAGGAUGCCCUCACUAAAGCUAUAGGGAAAAAAGAUCAUCGUGGGCGUGUCAAGGGAACAGGUGGCAUGGUUGGUAUCAAAAAGGCUUUCGGUCCGUGUAUUCGACAUAGUAGAAGUGACCAUGGUGAAGCUUCAUCAGAAAAUUACGAAUCAAUCAGAGCUUCUGUGAAAAAGGAGUUUGAAGGUGAAUUAGAGAAAAUGGUAGAGAAGAGGGUGGCAGAGGCCCUCCAAAAGCAACUAAGCACCUUGUUAAAAACAGGACAACUAAACUCCAUUUCUACCCCGAUACCUGAUGACCUCCACUUAAAUGAUUCUGCCAGAGUUGACCUUGAUGUUAGUGCUACAAGAACCACUCGUCACAUCUUAGUGCCGCAACCACGCGAGCUAAAGGAAAGGACUCCAUGUCGUCUUGCCCUUGAGGAGAAAGUUUCAGGCAACAACAUUGUCGUGGCGGAUGGUAUGGUACAACCCUCAGAUGGUGCAUUGCCCCAACAUUUUACAUCGAUGAAGCCUGGUCACUAUAAAGUCCAAGUUGAUUUUGUUUACGACGGACAUGUUGAUGAUAUUCUUCCGGUACCUACGGGAGAUGGUUUCACUAACUUAGGCGGUGCUCUGGGUAGUUUUGUGCAAUGGCCCAUACACUUAGUGAUUUUCGAAGACGGCGAGGAUUGUAUUUCACCUCCUAAAAAGAAGUCCAAGUCUAAUGUUUCUAAAGAGAGGGAUGGUAGCUCCAAGAAAAAGACAACGGUGUUAGCGGCCCAAAAGAAGACAACAGACUUACCAUCCAAGGUAAACCCUCUAAAACUCAUUCGAACCUAA